Messenger RNA from Copidosoma floridanum, 5129 nucleotides. RefSeq names its product tripartite motif containing protein thin (gene tn). NCBI's taxonomy places the organism in Eukaryota, Metazoa, Arthropoda, Insecta, Hymenoptera, Encyrtidae. The record is from RefSeq and is a predicted model, not a curated record. Gene Ontology annotation, molecular function: ubiquitin protein ligase activity; metal ion binding; protein binding. Gene Ontology annotation, cellular component: nucleoplasm. Gene Ontology annotation, biological process: proteasome-mediated ubiquitin-dependent protein catabolic process; protein polyubiquitination.
UUCUAUUUUUAUAAUGCAAUAUGCAAAUUAUAAUAGAGAAAAUAUUCUAGUGAAAAUCAAGUAAAAUCGAGGUAGUUUUACUUGACCACUCGAAUUAUAUUAUGGAUUAUCAUCAAGAAAUCACCAAAUGAAUAAAAUAUACCUAUUAUCUGUUUUGGAUCGCUCGCACUUUAUACUUUCACCAUAUGAUACGUUGCCUCUAUGAGGAAACUUUUUUUUUUUUUUUUUUUUAUUAACGACGCGUAACAAUAAACAUAAUUUUCAAACAACCAAAAACAACAUAAGCACAUUGGCAACAAAAUGUCCCUCGGCACCAGUGAAAAACACACAUCGUACAACGCAUUGUAAAAAGGAGCAUGGAGCAGUUCGAGCAGCUGCUGACAUGCGCGAUCUGCCUGGACCGGUACAGAAACCCAAAGCUACUGCCAUGCCAGCACAGCUUUUGCAUGGAGCCCUGCAUGGACGGGCUGGUGGAUUACGUCCGCCGACAGGUCAAGUGUCCGGAGUGCCGGGCCGAACACCGCAUACCUUACCAGGGCGUGCAAGCUUUCCCAACGAACGUGACCCUCCAGCGAUUCCUCGAGCUACACAUCGAGAUCACCGGCGAACUGCCGGACCCAACGAGCGGUCAGAUAAUGGAGCGCUGCAGCGUCUGUUCCGAGAAGAGCUACUGCAACCUGUGCGCCCAUUGCGAAAAAAAGUGCUGUCCCGAGUGCAAGGAGGAACACAUCAAGAUACUCAGGAAAAACAUCGUCAGCAUCAACUCACAGGUGCGGAGGGCCCUGCAUAGACUCCAGGAGGCCCUGGCGCAGGUGGAGAAGAACACCCUGGCCCUGCAGACUAACGCGUCGACGGUGGGCGAGGAGGUGGACGAGAUCUACAGGCGGCUGAACAAGGCGCUCAAGGACCGGACCGAGUUUUUGCGGAACGAGGUCGAUCGUUACCUAAACACCGAGCUCCGGGGCCUCGUCCACCUCAAGGAGAACCUCGAGCUCGAGAUCGCCAACAUACAGAGCAACUGCGACCUCGCCGACGCGCACAUCAACGAGAACGUGCCCUGGGACGACAACGAGCUACUCGACACCAAGGAACUCUUCCUCCGCACCCUCGAGUUCAUCCGGAACUUUGAGUACGAGGCGAGCGAUUACAGUAGGCGGAUGCGCUUCGUGAUGGCGCACGACCCGAACCAGCUGGUCCUGCACGUGGCUGGGUACGGGGAGCUGAACAUCAAGCCCGACGCGGGGGCCAACGCUCUGUUGGGCAGCACGAGUUGCCUCUCCGUCCCCGGCGCAACGCCUGGCGGGCUCAUGCGCAGCAAGAGCGACCACCGACUCGCCUCCCAGUACAGACAGCAGGACGACGACCGCACCCAUGGCCGUAACCGCUACGUCCCCGACUACGAGUACGAAGCCGGGGAGUACGAGGCACCUCGGUCGCGGUCGCGGUACCGGUCGCGCUUCAUGCGCAACCGGGACGGCGAGGACUCGGACGGGGACAGUAGGUCGACGGUGCGCUUCAACGCGCCCCAGGAGUCCUCGGCCUUGAGGGAGCGCGAGCGCGUUCUCGACACCGAGGACGCCUCCAGGGGACCCCUGUCCGGUAUAUUCCGGCUGACGGACUCGCCCCGUGUUAUGAACAAGCUCAACGAGUGCGAGAGGGCCGGUAAACGCAAGAAGGACGAGCCACCAGCAUCCACGGCUGGACACCAGCAGAGCCAAGCCAAGAGCCAGGUCCAGCCGCAGCAGCGAAAACUCGCACCGUCGACGGUGGGCCGCGGGGUCGGCGAGGACGACGAGAUAACCCGGAUCAAGAAGCAAAACAAGGGCCCGAGCGGGUCUUCGCCGACAGGCUCGGCUGCCUCGCCCGUCCAGGAACACCACGAGGUGCGCCAGUCGCCCCAGCCCUUCUCGGCGCACGCGGCUCAUCGGGACCACGCGGACCUCCCCGAGGAGACGGCCCGCAGAACACCCAUCUCCAGUCACAGGACGUCGACGGAGCCGCACGGUCCGGGGGGUCGUAGUGGCUCCUCGGAGUCGAGCACGAGUUCCGAGAGCUCGACCGGCUCGGGCAUCCGCAGCACCGGCGCUCCCUUCACGACCGAGGAAAUGAAACAAAAGUACCUGUCCCGUGGACCCCAGAACAGCAGUGCCAACAACAACAGUAUCGGCACGGCCAGCAGCCCCGCAGGUUCGCUUACCUCCAACCGAGACUCCCCCGUUUCAGCUGUCACACCCAGACCCUUCCAGAGCCGUUUUUUAGGUGCAGGUAACCGCGCGGCACCACCACCACCACCUCAGUCGUCGUCAAGCGCGGCAUCGGUCGCCAGCCGGGACGAGCCGGCCUCGAAGACGCUGAAGAAGGACGAGGCGGAGGACGAGGAGGACACGAGCAGCUCCUCGGAGGACAGCGACUCGGAGGAGAGCGAGGAGGAGUCCGAGCCCGAGCAGCCGAGCACCAGAGCCGCCAGCCAACCGUACCAGUACCCCGCGACCAUGAGCGCCUCCCAACCGAGCCGCGAGUCCGCGACGAUGGCGCGCACGGACAUCGGGCCCCUACUGGCGCGCAGCGCCGAGGCCAGGCGGGGCAGCAAGGAGGACUCGCCCAGUACAAGGUAUGGGACACCGAGGGGCAGCCCCGCCCAGUCCGCGGCCUCGCCGACGAGCACAAGCACUCCUGCCACGACGACGCCCGGCGGCUACACCAGCAGGUUCCUGAACAAGAGCCGGAGCCAAGUGGCGCUGAACAACAUCGGCAGCGACAGUCCCGCCACCACCACCGCGGCCUCCUCGGCCAGGUCGGAGCAGCAAACGGCGAACAGCAUGAGCAGCAACCCCCUGGAGUCGUUGGACGCAAGCCAGGACUCGAGCCUGUCGCCUCGUUCGCGCUACGCGGCCCUGAAGGAGCGCCGGCAGCGGCUCGCCCGGUCGCGCAGCAGCCACAACUUUGGGGGUCCGGACGAGCUCGACCUCGACGAGGACCCGCCCUCCCCGACGACCCAGUCGCCCAACGCCUACCUGGCGGCCAAGUACGGCGUGGGCUCGGAGUUGGCGAGGAGCCGCAGCACCCACGCCCUCAAGUCCCGGGAGGCAAGUCCAGAUCGCGAGCGGCCCGGCGCCGAGAAAGACGGCGCCGCGCUCAGCUCUUGGGCCCGCUACCUCAAAAACAAGUACGGUAACCGCGCGGCCAAGGACAAGGAGCCGCCCUCCUCGGCCUCCGCUAUCCCCUCAUCCAGACGCUUGGAAGAAAAAAUCAAUGCUGUAGCUAAUUCAUUGAAAGAAAACAAGUAUCGCGCGGGCGGACGAUUGGGAGAUAAAAUCAAUGCCGUGUCUAAUUCAUUGAAUGAAAACAAGUACCGCGUGGGCAGUGCGAGUUCGGCCUCGCGAAGAUUAUCCUUGGGCUUGCCUCUGAGGCACACGGGACAGGCCUCCUUUGAAUCCUCUGACGACGACCAAAAAAACCCGUCAGGCUCCCCCACGUCCCCUACAGCAGCUCCCGCUAUACCCGCGGCAGUAGGUUCCUCCACUAGGGGUCAGUACCUGCUGAAGCGGCGGAUGCUGUUCAAAUGGGGGGUGCGGGGGAGCGAAGCCGGAUGUUUUACGUGGCCGCGAGGCCUCGCGGUCGGCCCCGACAACUCGAUCGUCGUGGCCGACAGCUCGAAUCACCGUGUCCAGGUGUUCGACGCUAACGGGAACUUCGUAAGAGAGAUCGGAUCGUAUGGUAGUGGCCAGGGCCAAUUCGAUUGUUUGGCCGGGGUCGCGGUGAACCGUAUCGGGCAGUUCAUCAUUGCGGACCGGUACAACCACCGUAUCCAGGUGUUCGACCCGUCGGGCCGCUUCCUUCGCUCGUUCGGCUACCAAGGAAGCUCAGACGGAAAAUUCAACUACCCGUGGGGAAUAACCACGGACGCGCUGGGCUUCAUCUACGUCUGCGACAAGGAGAACCACAGAGUCCAGGUCUUCCAGUCAGAUGGAACGUUCGUUGGCAAAAUCGGCAGCUGCGGUUCUGGGCGGGGCCAACUCGAGCACCCGCACUACAUCGCCGUGAGCAGUACGAACCGUGUCAUCGUCAGCGACAGCAACAACCAUCGCAUCCAAAUAUUCGACGUUAACGGGCGCGUCCAGAAGAUCAUAGGCUCCGAGGGUGCCGACCCGGGCCAGUUCAAGUUCCCACGUGGCGUCGCGGUCGACGACCAAGGCUACAUCGUCGUCGCCGACUCGGGCAACAACCGCAUACAGAUCUUCACGCCCGAGGGUGCCUUCCUCCACUCGUUCGGCGAGUGGGGCUGCGCUGACGGCCAGUUCAAGGGCAUCGAGGGCAUUGCCGUCACCUCGGCCGGCAACAUCUUGGUCUGCGAUCGCGAGAACCACCGAGUUCAAGUCUUUUGAGCUCCCCUCUCUCUCUCUCUCUCUCUCUCUCUCUCUUUCUUCGCGACCGGGAUUUCUUCAUCGUCGUCUCUCCGUCGCGAUUGUUAUUUAUUCUUACUAUUUUGUUGAUCGCCAGUGCCUAUCAUUAUACAACUAUACUCGUUCUCGUCAAAGGGGGCUUUGGCCCAUCACCUCUGCCGAUCUCGUGUGCCUCAAGUAUAUUACAUGCAUCGCUAUACUCUUGUACUGCAACAAUAUGAUGUUUUCGCGACAAGGAGUGUAUACGAGGUGGAAAGUGUUUUAUCGAUUGUACUUUUAGGAAAAUUUUACGAGGGACGAGCGGAAGGAUAUCAUACAUGUAGAUAUAUACGUAUUGUAAACAAAUCUUGUAUUUUAUGCUCUGUUAUUUGAAACAGGAGGUAUUUCUUUUUUUUUUCUAUAAUUAUAAGCCCUCCUUUUAUCUUUUAUCAACUAUAACUACUACUGUUUAGAAAAAAAAAAAAAAAAAAUUGUUAUUUAAUUACGUUUUUUUGCGAUAAAGAAAAUUGAAAUUGGAUUAUAGAUUAUACGAGGGGUAGGUUUUUGUUUUUCGACUAUUGGGAUUGGAUUAUUUAUCAAACGAAAUGUGGAAAAUCAAGGACGCCACAGAGCGCCUCAGGAGCGACAAUGAUAACAAUAAACAAGUAACUUAAUUUUAUUUGUACUUGAGGAUGACGACUAUCGUUUGUACUGUUUGUAUGCUUUAAAUAAAUCGUUGCGGAAAAA